UUCUCUCUCAUUAAAUCAGGAAUUUUUGUACAAUGGCAACAAUGCACAUACAUGCUACCUAAGAUAUUCAAUUGUAUGCAUAUCAAAAAUUUAUCCUAUAUAAACAUCCUAAAUAGAGCAACAGAAAUUGAGUCACAAUAAAAAUCAAUAACUUUUCAUUCUUGAUUUUCCAUCUUUCUUAUCACCAUACCAUCACUAUGGCUAGAAAGAAAGUGGAGUUCAAAUACAUAGCAAAUGACUCAAAGAGGAAGGCAACACAAAAAAAACGGAAAAGUGGUCUGACAAAAAAGGUUGAUGAGAUUAGCACUCUUUGCGGAGUUGAUGCGUGUGCUAUAAUUUAUACCCCUGAUGAACCACGGCCAGAGGUAUGGCCGUCGCCAUUAGAGGUGAACCGAGUGAUCUCUAGAUUUAAGGAAAUGCCUGAAUUAGAUCAAAGUAAGAAAAUGAUGUCUCAAGAGAGCUUCUUGAGACAAAGGAUCCAGAAAGGCCAAGAUCAACUAAAGAAACUAAAAAAUGAGAAUAGAAAGAAAGAGAUGAACAAUCUCAUGUUUCAAUCCUUAGGUGGCUACCAAUCCCUUGACAAUGCCACCAUGAUUGAUCUCAAUGAUCUUGCAUGGAUCAUUGAUCAAAAUAUCAAGGAGGUCAACAAGCAAAUUAGCAAGCUUCAAGGGCAAGAAGGGACUAGUAGUAAUAAUAAUAGAGUAGCAACCAUCAAUGAAGAGCAAGCUCAAGUGGACAAUAUCAUCAACGAUGGUGUGUUUUCAUUUGUGGAUGCUGCUAAUAAUUUCCAAAAUGAUUAUCGCCCAACUCCAUUUAAUCCUUGAAAAACAAACAAACCAACCAACCAUGCUUAGUGGGGUGUGCAAUGAUGAGUUUGUCCCAUGUUGUUUGAUUUAAUGUUAUGUUUGUCAUUAUUAUUAUUAUUAGAUGUGUCUUUCUUACACCAUCAUAGUUUAGUAGCUUUGAAUUUUUUAUGCAUGUUUUAUUUUUCGUUUGCACAACCCAAGUGUACUUUUUUCUUAUGAAAUGUAUUGGUGAUAAGAAGAAUUAUCA
Messenger RNA from Arachis ipaensis, 1053 nucleotides. Lineage: Eukaryota; Viridiplantae; Streptophyta; Magnoliopsida; Fabales; Fabaceae. The record is from RefSeq and is a predicted model, not a curated record.